AUGCGGGAGGGGAGCGCGGGUGGCCGCGGCGCGGAGAACCGGACGGGCGCCGAGCCCCCGCUGCACCUCUUCCCCGCGCCCGUGCUCACCGGCAUCACGGUCGCCUGCGUCCUCCUCUUCGUCAUCGGGAUCAUCGGCAACCUCAUGACCAUGCUGGUGGUGUCGCGGUUCCGGGACAUGAGGACCACCACCAACUUCUACCUGUCCAGCAUGGCCUUCUCCGACCUGCUCAUCUUCCUCUGCAUGCCCCUGGACCUCUUCCGCCUCUGGCAGUACCGGCCCUGGAACUUCGGGGACCUCCUCUGCAAGCUCUUCCAGUUCGUCAGCGAGAGCUGCACCUACUCCACCAUCCUCAACAUCACCGCCCUCAGCGUGGAGCGGUACGUCGCCAUCUGCUUCCCCCUCCGAGCUAAGGUGAUCAUCACCAAGGGGAAGGUCAAGCUGGUCAUCCUCUUCCUCUGGGCCGUCUCCUUCAUUAGCGCCGGACCCAUCUUCGUCUUGGUGGGGGUCGAGCACGAGAACGGCACGAACCCCCUGAGCACCAACGAGUGCCGAGCCACGGAGUACGCCAUCCGCUCCGGGCUCCUCACCAUCAUGGUCUGGACCUCCAGCAUCUUCUUUUUCCUGCCCGUGUUUUGCCUGACCGUGCUGUACAGCCUCAUCGGGAGGAAGCUCUGGAGGAGAAAGAGAAAGAACAUCGGCCCAAACGCUGUCAUCAGGGAUAAGAACAACAAGCAAACUGUGAAAAUGUUAGUUGUGGUGGUAUUUGCUUUCAUACUCUGCUGGUUGCCUUUUCACGUAGGACGAUAUUUAUUUUCCAAAUCCUUUGAAGCUGGGUCCUUGGAGAUAGCAGUGAUCAGCCAGUACUGCAACUUGGUGUCCUUUGUCCUCUUCUACCUUAGCGCAGCCAUCAACCCCAUCCUCUACAACAUCAUGUCGAAGAAGUACCGAGUCGCCGCUUGCCGGCUGUUUGGACUCAAACCCCUCCCAAAGAAAAGACUCUCCAGCACGAAGCAAGAAAGUUCGCGGGUUUGGACAGAACCGAGCGUUAUCACUUGA
Gavia stellata (red-throated loon) is the source of this 1059-nucleotide messenger RNA. It is a transcript of the gene GHSR, whose product is annotated as growth hormone secretagogue receptor. Gene Ontology annotation, biological process: hormone-mediated signaling pathway; G protein-coupled receptor signaling pathway. Lineage: Eukaryota; Metazoa; Chordata; Aves; Gaviiformes; Gaviidae. The coding region runs from base 1 to 1059 and encodes 352 amino acids. Gene Ontology annotation, cellular component: plasma membrane. The transcript is spliced from 2 exons. The record is from RefSeq and is a predicted model, not a curated record. Gene Ontology annotation, molecular function: growth hormone secretagogue receptor activity.